Molecule: messenger RNA, 1701 nt
Organism: Mitosporidium daphniae
Lineage: Eukaryota; Fungi; Microsporidia
Exons: 4
Coding region: 1-1701 (566 amino acids)
Biological process (GO): ubiquinone biosynthetic process
Cellular component (GO): extrinsic component of mitochondrial inner membrane
Molecular function (GO): kinase activity
Source: RefSeq, a predicted model, not a curated record
AUGCUUCUGGAGCUCCUUUUCCGAACUCCACUCUCAGGGUACGAAAGGACCCGUCUUGCUCUGGGAAUGAAGAACAUAUUUUCAGCAUUUCAAAUUCCAGAAGAAAAAUGUCUAUCCCCAUCUUUCAAAUCACAAGGAAGCUCAUCGGCCCCCAUAAAGGAUAAUGAUGCCUCGACUGGACAUUCUGCUACCAUUAAUAUGGACCACGAAGUCAACCUGUCUGCCACAAAUGAGGCUGCAGAGGAUAUCUUUUCUUCUCAAGUUUUAGAGGCACUUGUCAAAGUUGAAGAUGCUAAGGCACACCCGAGACUCAAAGCCAUGCCUGUUCCGGCUGGAAAAGCAAAUCGGGUGCUUAACUAUGCAUCUCUUGCAAUUGGAAUGGCCGCUGGUGCUCUUUCCGAAACAGCAAAGCGUGCCAUAAGAAAGCCUGAUCCAGCUAAUGUCUCUAAUGUUUGGCUCUCGGAGGAGAAUGCCAACAGGCUUGUAACCCGGCUUUCGAAAAUGCGAGGGGCUGCUCUCAAAUUAGGGCAGCUAUUUAGCAUGCAGGGCGCAGAUGUUCUUCCCCCAGAACUGGCCCACAUAUUUGAGCGAGUGCGUAACAUGGCCUAUGCAAUGCCGUGGCCUCAAGCUGAGGUCGCUAUUUUUCUUAAUGUUUUAGGUGGAGCCAGCUGGCGAGACCUUUUUUCUUCUUUUGACCACGAAGCUCCCAUAGCAGCUGCAUAUAUUGGCCAGGUCCAUCAGGCCCUAAUUAAAGAUCAGAAGGUUGCUGUGAAAAUUCAAUAUCCCGGUGUUCGGAAGAGUCUCUCCUCUGACAUUUCCUCUUUGAAAACGCUCCUUUUAUUGGGAAAUCUUCUUCCAAAAGGUCUCUUUUUGGAAAAGACUCUGCAUGUCUUGGAGAAAGAAUUAAUCUGGGAAACGAAUUAUCUGCGCGAAGCCUUGUGGAUGGACUGGUUCAGACGGACCAUUUCGCCGCUUUCGGCAAUUGUUCCCGAGGUGUUUUCUUUGAAAAUCCCGGUUUUUUUCCCACUACACUCUGGGGAGUCUGUACUGACUACCGAAUGGGUCGAUGGCCUGCCCUUAGACCGUCUUUUAGCACUUCCUCAAGCGGUUCGUAAUAAGAUUGGAGCCACCAUUCUGGCUCUCUGUUUUUGGGAAAUAUUUACCUUGAGGGCAAUGCAAACAGAUCCGAACUGGGCAAACUUUCUCUUUGAUGGUGAACGUAUUGUUUUACUAGACUUUGGCGCGGCGCGGAGAUUUGACUCCAAAUUUGUAGAGGGAUACCGUCGUUUGGUGCUAGCAGCCGCAAAAGAGGAUUGGGAACAGGGAUACCAGGCCUCGCUUGAUCUGAAGUAUUUGACGGGCCUCGAGUCCAAGGCCAUGAUAAAUGCUCAUUUGAACUCCUUGAUAGUGAUUGGUCUUCCAUUCAGGGCUUCUUCUGAUAACAAAUUUGACUUUUCCACAUAUUCCAACAUCGUCCAGAGCAUCAAGUCUUCUAUACCUGUAAUGCUGGAGGAGCGGCUUACACCGCCACCCGAGGAUACCUAUGCUUUGCAUCGGAAGUUAUCCGGUGUGUUUCUACUGUGUGCAAAGCUUGGUGCUGUGGUCGAUUGUAAUUAUCUGUUGAGAAGAUUGGUUGAGGAUGUAAACCCUGUCGGUGUAUUAGAAAAUUUUGACUUGCCACCCUAUCCUGAAAUAAAUUAA